Messenger RNA from Spirometra erinaceieuropaei, 3758 nucleotides. The record is from the annotation of a GenBank genome assembly. NCBI's taxonomy places the organism in Eukaryota, Metazoa, Platyhelminthes, Cestoda, Diphyllobothriidea, Diphyllobothriidae.
AUGUUUGCCGACGAUGUUAAGCUGUGGAGACCCAUCAGAUUUGACGAAGACAGGUACGCGUUUCAAGACAGUCUCAACCGCCUGAACAUUUGGUCAGCUCGUUGGCUCCUUAAUUUUAAUGUGGACAAAUGUGUGGUCCUGAGACUCCGCACCAGACGGACCAGUAAGGAGGACGAUUCCUUUCAAUACGUCCUUGGUGGUCAGCCCCUUUCAAAUGUUGUGGAACGGAAAGACCUCGGCGUCAUAAUGACCUCCUCACUGAAACCAUCAUCACAGUCUCAAAGGGCUGGCAAAUGUGGGAUAAGGUUGUUAUUUGCCCUGAGGCGAGGAUUUGUGCAGAUCGAUGUGGAGCUCUUCGGAGAAGCCUACGGAACAUUCGUUCGGUCUCACUUAGAGUAUGCCGUCCAGGCCUGGACACUGUGAUCCGAGGAGAUUUUUCAACAGAUGGAAAGGGUACGGACGACGACUACGAAGAUGAUCAAGAAGCUUAAUCAUCUGCCUUACGAAAACAGGCUGACCGAACUAAAUCUGUUUCCUAUAAAUUGCAGGCAACUGCGCGGCGAUCUCAUUCAAGCCUACAGGAUUGUCAGAGGCCGUGAGUGUGCUCUAGACUUUGAGAAAUUCUUCGAAUUGGCCGGGACUGACCGUCUGCCUGGUCACCCCUUCAAACUGAAGAGGAAGCUGACUUAUUCGGACGUCCGACGGAACGCCUUAUUUUACAGGGUCAUUGGCGCAUGGAGCGGACUACCUGAUGCCUUGGUUCUUUCCGAAAGUGUCAAGUCUCAUAAGUGCAGACUAGAUGCUCAUUGCUGAGAAACACCUGUACAUAUAAUAAUGAUUGUUUUAACGGCGGCAGUUUGCGCCUGGCUCAUACUUACCGCUAACUUUUUAACUUUCCGCAUUUGCUACUAUAAUUGAUGACUCUAUUUCUGUUUAUCGAUAUGCAUAGGGAGCUCAAGAGCGAAAGCCUCAUUCCCUUUAUAACGUGACUUAAUCUGACUUACACUGACACAUGUAGGCCGGUCCUACCCGCAUUUUUAUCUUUUCGUGAGCGACAUUUUUUUCUUUACGGUUUAUCUAAUUAUUUUUCAUUCUAUAAUGGAGUCUUUUUCAGUGUUUGCUCACCAUUUCUCUUGGCGAACUACUUAUCCAGUAACUAUGUAUUGCAGAUUGUACAGAUUCUGCCUACCUCUUCUGCAAUCCACAUGACUACAACGGGUCUUAUAUAACAUUAUUCUUUGUUAUUUUAUUUUUUUGGGUGCGGAACCCAUCGAUUUAAUCUAUCGUAUUGAUGGAGUUCGUAGUCUUUGAUCGUCCUGUCCGGUCUCACAACGGACAGUUUCUUCACCCUACAGCGAGCAAUGGUUCGUCAAUGUCCCUCUCUGGUCCAGUCCCACUUUCAUAUGAAGAAAUUGAGGCUGAAAAUAUCCGAAGCAGUGGUACCGAUCCCUUUCUGGACUACGUCAUAUACAGCUAUUAUUAUAUUAGGGUGACACUUUGGGAUUUGCGUACAUAACGUCCAGAUCGAUGCGUCCAUUAAUGCGUUAAUCACCAGAGCGAAUGGGGUUUAGAAACUCUCGGCCUUUCUUAUAUGAGCAGGAACCGACAAUGCGUGUUUUGUCCCAAGCAUAUUGUGGUCUAACCGAGAAAUCGGUCCACAUGUAACGUCCCCUGAUCUGUGCAGGGUUGUUUGAAUGCCAUGAAACUUUUGGCGCGCUGACCUAGGAUGGAGACGGCGCAGCCACACGUUGGUGAAGAUGGCCGGUGUCCCUUCCACUCUCUCCCGACGAUCCCUCCUCCCGCUCCGUAUCGUGACGUAACGUUCGUACCGCUUCCCUCACUACAUCGGUAACCCCCUCGGCCCUUCCCUGCAGUUGCCCCCAGCGCUGCGCUCCCCACCGGUUUUCCAGUUGGAAUGUUGGCCUCGCCUCUCCACCCAGACAGGUCACUCGACUGUUGUAACUCAUCCCGUUUGUACUUUUAACUGUCAUUAUAAUCUUUUCAAUUCCCUUUUCUGUUCAUUAUAUCUUCCCGUCCACUGAUUACUUCUUCUUCCUUUAUGUAUGGAUGAGUAUCGUGAACUGCUAACAAUCGUAUUCAGAUCAACACAAGCCGGGAUCUCUUCCUCGGUAUUCCGUUACGUGGUUGUGUGCUACCCUUGACGUCCUCGGCCGCUACAUUGGUGGCAGCUACUUCGCCCACGAACCCUUUCGUUGAUCCACCCUUUCCAUACCCUCCCCCAGUGGCUCCUCCCACCGACCGUCUAUACACAUCAGCGCCUAGCCCCCUGUUAGCCCCAGACGCCUACGAACCCGGACACAACAUUCGUGAUUGGCUGCGUGACUUAGAUCUUUUCUUGACCGAUGUCCCACCCCACCAACAUACUUGCUUCUUACAACGUUUCUUUUCCCCAUCCGCCAGGCGACGCGCCUUCGAUAGAUAGAUAGAUAGAAAAUAAAUCUACAUGCGAGUUUUAGACGAGGUAGGCCGAAUCUUUACAAAAUGCAAUUCAUAGUUUCUGAAUUAUUAGUCCAUUGAGAAACAUGAUAAUUGAGGGGUGAAAAAAAACUCCUUAAAAAAAGUUAAAAAGGUUGGAUGCUGGCCUUACACCAGCUACUCCCUUCCCCGUCGCCUGCCGUUGCGUCGUGCAGCUGUUCGACACCCCUGACGCGCCUGGCAUCGCGGCAGAGCAAUUUGCCAAGUUACGCCAGGCCUCCCGGCAAUCUGUUGACGACUUUGCAACGGAACUCACCCGACUUGCCUCCGCGGCUUUCCCCAACUAACCACACCCCGAUCGGGACGACCUUAUCCUCCACCGUUUCAUUUCAGGCCUCUUCGAUCGCACGGUCACCGACUCCUUUCUCCUCCGCCCCCCGCGCGCUUUGAACGACGCCUUGCGGCAGUGCCUUCUGUAUCUUACAUAUCACCGAACCCACCAACCCCCUCCGAGACCCCCUUUACCCCCAGCCCGACCGGAGCCCCAAGCCCCAGAUAUACGGAGCCCUUUGCCGGUCCGAUUCCCUGAUCACAACCCUGGCUGCCAGAACUGCGCGGCUUUCGGACCACGAGCAGGCCACUGCGGCCACAACCCACAUUGUGAGUCCACCCCCAUUGACGCUAUUUACUUUCACGAUUUUUUUUCUGUCCCUGCUUUUACUGUGCCGGUUCAUGUGGAUAGUCACCCCACUCGGGCGUUAGUAGACACGGGCGCAAAUGUGUCGCUUGUCACCAUUCACAAGCUUCCCAAUCACCUACUGCGUCACGUGGACCCACUUUCGGCUCCCCGCUCCCUCCGCGCCGCCAACGGCACGGCGAUCCCCGUAUCGGCCACUGUUUCGCUACAGCUUAUGAUCGAAAACGCGCGUAUCUCCCAUAGGUUUCUAGUUACCCCUGAUGGUCCCUGGCCUAUCGUUCUCGGUCUUGAUUUCCUAGAGGCUUACGAUUGCGUAGUUCAUGUUCGCGAACGACAACUCACACUCGGCCGAAACACCAGUGCACCCGCCCCUUCAGCCAUUAUAGACGACCUCGACAUCAUGUACAACUCAGUACUUUCCGCCGUAGCGGUAGAGCCCACCCCUUUAGAUACCGUUCUUCCCGCCCCCUCCCUUAUCGGUCCGGUCGCGCACGAGCAGCUUAAGACCCUCCUGAACUCCUUUCCAGACCUUUUUGCCUGGUCCACCGACACCAUCGGGCGCACCCACUUGAUUCAGCACACGAUCGACACGGGAGACGCCAAGCCCGUGUGGCAACCCCCGUGA